UGUUAUCUGAAUCGGACUUUGUCUCCGUUUGUUUUAACCCUCUGUAGGAUUACGGGACUCUGCAGCUGAGUUUUUGGAAGGAUCACAGCUGGACCGAGCAGUCGGGCAGAGACGGAUCGUGACUGCUGAGGUGCAGCCGGUAUUGUUGCCGGCAGAUCUACCAGAGCUGCGUUUGGGUUAAAGAGCUCCCAUCAGCUGCACAGUGGCUGGCCAGUGACCCCGAUCCCCAGCCUAACCCCAUCCCGGGUCACCGCCGAGCUAAUAGAGGUGGUCUGGCCUGGGCCCGAUGUGGAAUUUGACCCCGACUGACCCCGUCCCAAGAGAAGCCUUUCACUGAGCCCCGACUGGGGGAAAAAAGGAAGGAUAAAGGAGCAAAGGGGGUAACGGAGAAGAAAGGAGGAAGAAAAGGGAGAGAAGCAAGAGGAGCAGCAGCAGCACAGCGACCGCUCCUGCAGUAUGCCGGUGGAGACCCUGCGGCCCUCAGACGGCCGUCUGGCCGGGGUCCCCUUCACCUCUGCCAUGCCCUUCAGGAUACUUAACAAGGGUCCAGACUACUUCCGUCGCCAGGCUGAGCCUGGAGCCCGUAAACUGAGUGCUGUAGAACGUCUGGAGGCUGACAAGGCCAAGUAUGUAAAGAGCCAGCAGGUGGCUCUCACUCGCCAGGCGCCUGUCAAACCGCCAAUCAUCCGGAAGCCUCUUGUCACACCAGGGAUGAUGCUCCAGUGCCAGAUGAGCACUCCUCCUGCCCGAAAAGUUCCCCGCUGCCCAGCUGAUGUGGAGAACAGCGGAGGGAGAGACGGGCAAGGAGGGAGACGAGGACCCGCUCUUAACUUGGAUAUAUUGAAUAACCUAAUCAACGAUGUAUGUGAUGGACCAAUGCCCUGUUCCCAGUCCUCUUCCUCCACCUCCCCCUCAUCCUCGUCUCCUUCGUCGGGAGCUAAGAGCAUCGGCAGCAGCCUGUCAGCAGAACAGGAGAGGAGCAACCGACUCCUCAACAACCUCAAACCAUUAAACCACACCACCAAUAACUCAUCCACUUCCUCUUGCACUUCCUCUCCGCUCAACAACAACCUCGCCUCCCCCGCGGUCGAGCCGGCCCGUCGUCCGCCCCCUGUCCCCGCUCGAGCGCCCCGCAUCGUGGUCCCGGCGCCCUACAGCUCCCCAAACUCAGUGACAGUUCGAAGGGUGGACGUUCGGCCUCACGCUGACAUAAGGAAACCCCAGAGGCCUCAGCUGCAGCCUCAGCUCAGGCCCAGACAGACUGCGCAGGGCCAGGUAGCGCACCCCCAGGUCCCACCACCGCCACCUCCUUCAGCCCCUCAAAACCAACCCCAACUUCACCCUCAGAUCAACAUCCCUACACAAACCCUCCCCCCCCCUCCAGCUUACCUACCGCCCAGCCCCAUGCUGAUCCGGGCGGGUAUGAUCCCCCCCGCCUCCCCCGCUUUCACCCGCCUAUCCAACGCCAGCUCCAAGGGUUCGGCCCGCAAGCACCCGUCCUUACACCGCUCCAAGUCGGACCUGAGCGACCGCUACUCGCGAGCCACGGCCGACCUGGAGCGCUUCUUCAACUACUGCGGGCUGGACCCGGACGAGGUGGACGGGAUGGGAGGGGUGGAGCGCUUCACCAGAGCCAACUCGGACAUAGUCUCCAUCUCCAAGCUCCGCAGCGUCAGCACGCCCAGCUCGGAGUGCGGGGAGGACGCGGAGCGGGCCAGGGAGGAGGCGGGAGACGAGGACGACGAGGACGGUCCCGCCAGGGGGAACGAGCGAGUCCCCUACGGCAUCUCGGUCAUAGAGAGGAACGCUCGAGUCAUCAAGUGGCUGUACGGCAUCCGUCAGGCACGAGACUCCAACAGCGCCGUCUCUAACGUGUAGACUGACAAGAGCUCAAAAGGACUCAAAGGACACAAACAGGGAAGCAGUACUUUUUUUUUGUAUGUGUGAAGAGGGGAAGCCCAGCUGUUCAUCUUCUGCUGCCUUACAUCACCUUUACGGAUAAUCCUCUAGUUGUUUUUUUCUGUUUCCUGUGAAAAGACUCACUUGUUUGGAAAUUACACAUCCGUGAUUUUUUUUUAAAAAUUAAAUCUGGGCUGCAACUCAGAACUGCUUCCCUGGAGACUAAACGGAUGAUACGUUACCCUUUUACUUCACUUGAUCUUGUAUAACAAUAUCGGUAUACGAAAGCAAUAAUAGAUUGGUGUAAAUGAUGAUGGUGAGGAUGAAGGCAGAUGAUAGAAGUUUCUCAUGCUAAGGUACUCAAUGUGUGUGUGUGUGUGUGUGUGUGUAUGUGUGUGUUUGUGUGUGAGUGUGUACAUAUAUAUAUAUAUAUGUGUGUGUGUGUGUGUGUACCAGAAAGCUACGCAGCACAAAGCCAGACUGGAACUCGGCUAGAGACUCUUAAGCUACACGGUGCAGCGACUGUUGAGCGAGCCAGGAAGAGAACCAUAUUGAUACUGUGAAACCUCUCACACACACACACACACACACACACACACACACACACACACACACACACACACAUAGAAAGAGAAAAGAAAAAAAGCUACCAUAAACACAUUUUUUGUAUUUUCAAAAACUUUUUUUUUUGGCUGCAAGACUGUUAUGAUACAAAUUUUCUGUCUGCAUGCGAGUGAAACAAGUGUACACAUAAAUUUUUACGGUAUGUCAUCUCAACAAAGCACAUGCAUCACUCUCACAGAUAAUCACUUCACUGCACAGACAUACAUUCAGGUCAGUUCCAUUGAACACGGCAGCAGCUGCAGUCAGUGUUCUCUGUAUAUCCGACUCUAACAUUGUUUAGCUCAUUCGCAUCAGAAACACAGUCUCAUGUCUCGGAUUACGCUGCACUGGUGCGGCUGGAGAAAUCUGUUUACUACGUAUGUCUCGGCACAGAUGAGAGAGCAGGUCAUAUGAUGAGGGAUGAUCUCAUAAGUGGAUGGUUUGAAAAGUAAGUGUAGCAUGACGAAAGUUAAUUUGGUUCUCUGGAGUCAUGGAGAGGAAAAUGAAAGGAUGCGUAAAAGGAAGGCGAGAGAGUAUACUCAUAGAUAAUAGAGGAUCUAUGAUGUAUAAAUAUGUCUGUGGAUCUGAAAGUGUCUCAGGAAGAUGGCAUACUAAUAAAAAAAAAAUGGACCAAUAUUUAUUUGGAAAAUGUAAUUUAUGUAUUUUUUAAUAUCAGACAACUUUGUGUACAGAAUUCAGUCUUUUUUUUGCUCUGAAGUGCAAUCUGAUCAUAUCUACUUAAAAAAAAAGACAGUAUAUGUAGGAGGUCACAUUUAAAUUCAUACACACAUGUACCAAUAAAUACAAGCACCAGUCACAUGAUCAGUGUGAACGUUACAAACAGGAGGGGGGGGGGGGCGCUACAGAAAAGAAAGCGAUACAGUUGUGUAUUUAUUGGAGAGGAGGUGUGUGUGUCUCCUCUGUACAGGUUCUCCACACUCUGCAUCUGCUUCCUCAGGAUAUUCAGUGUGAGCACCAGUCAGGUUUUUCUCUCUUCCUAUACCUGUUCCUGUCAGGUAGAUGAAGAGAGAGCGUACAGUGGCGGUCAGAUCAGAAGUCUGGAGAACAUGACAGAACAAAAAAAAGUGUGCUGUUGUAUCCGGCACCUGGAUGCCCAAAGAGUCUUCAAGUGAGAAAUCCAAAAUGCUUUACUAUGGUGUAUUCUGAACAAGUAAUAAAAGAAAAAUCUU
Molecule: messenger RNA, 3692 nt
Organism: Scomber japonicus (chub mackerel)
Lineage: Eukaryota; Metazoa; Chordata; Actinopteri; Scombriformes; Scombridae
Product: protein FAM110B
Exons: 2
Coding region: 457-1878 (473 amino acids)
Source: RefSeq, a predicted model, not a curated record